Molecule: messenger RNA, 6682 nt
Organism: Anopheles coustani
Lineage: Eukaryota; Metazoa; Arthropoda; Insecta; Diptera; Culicidae
Gene: axo
Product: axotactin
Exons: 20
Coding region: 184-6225 (2013 amino acids)
Molecular function (GO): serine-type endopeptidase inhibitor activity
Source: RefSeq, a predicted model, not a curated record
UUUGAAUGUUGUGUGGCAAACCAAUUCCCUCUGUUAUACAAGUUGAUGAUCAAGUGUUGCUGACGUGUAUAUUACGCAAGUGCCUAAAAGUGUGCAAAAUUGAUUUCAAACACUGAAAAGAUUCCAAACCAUUGAAGUGUAACGCAGCAGAGCAACAAAAAACGGUAACAGCCCGGUUAAAUAAUGACCUAUCAUGCCGCAUCAGUAUUGCUUACGAUUUGCCUCACCCUGCUGGUUCCUGAGCACCCGUCCGGCACCGUCCUCGCCAUCCCCACCAACGCCAUGGAACCACCGAAAGAAAUAGUGUACCCCAAAUGUACCGGGCCGGGCGAACCGGGCCAGUGCCAGACGUUCGGCUAUCGGUAUCGCUUCGAGCAGACGAUCAACAACUGUACGCAGUUCAUCUGGGGCGGCUGCGGUGGCAAUUUGCAGAACAAUUUCGAAACGUACGAACAGUGCAUGCAGCAGUGUGCUAAUGAAACACAAACGCAACCGCCAGUCCCGCUGACGACCACCGCCGAUCCGUCGUCGUCGACCGUACGCACACAGACGCAGGAGGCCUGGUCGCUGCACUCGUCCAGCAGCACGCUGGCGCCGGUUCCGGACGAGCUGCGCGGCUCCGAGCUGACGUUCAAGGAGACGGGCUACGAGAAAACGUUCAUGUUUGCCAAAAACAACACCUUCAUACAGAUGGACGGCGAAACCAUCCAAACCUUUCAGCUCAGACUCUGCCGUGAGAUAUCGUUCCAGUUCCGCACCCGUCUGCCGCACGGGCUGCUCGUGUACCACAACGUAAAGACGCCGGCCGGCGUGAAGCUGGACCCGUACGCCCUGUACGUCAUCGUCGAGAAGGGCCAGCUGAAGGUGGUGCACGUUUUCGGAAACCAUUCGACGAGCGUCACCGUCGGCGAGGGUCUCAACCGGGACGAGUGGCACAGCGUCAUGGUACGCAUCGAUGUGCACGGCGCCCGCCUGAUAGCCCGUGUCGAUAACAACAAGGAGGAAGUGUAUCUAAAGGGAUUAAAUCACGAAACCAAUUACGGCGUAUCCAUCAAUCUUAUGUCGGUCGUCCUGGUUGGCGGACUCAGCUCGGAGGAAAAACUGCACGGUGUAAAGUACAUAAUUGAGUCGUUCGUCGGCUGCAUCCGGAACGUCGUGCUGAGCUCGGGCAAGGCGGCGUCGGACCUGCUCCCGAUAACGCCACUCAUCGCGACCAAGCACGAGAACGUCAAGGAGGGCUGCCGGAACAAGUGUCACUCGCGGCAGAAUCUCUGCUUUUCCGGCUCGCGCUGCAUUAAUCACUACUACGACAUAUCGUGCGACUGCUUCGGGACGAAGUACGAGGGUGAACACUGCGAUAUCUACACCGCCACAGUAUUAACACUGCGAGGAUCGAGCUAUGUGUCGUUCCGCAUCUACGACUGGAAGGACCGCGUCCAUUCGCCGAUGACGCGCAUCAGCAUGCGCUUCAAGACCAACUACGACGAUUCGGCCCUGUUUUACGCCAGCGGCGAGUCGCUGAAACCGCAGUACAUUGCGGCUUCGAUCAAGAACCACUCGGCGUACAUCGAGAUGGACUUUGGUGAUGGGGUGAUGAGUGCGGUUCUGGGGCAGGACCUGACGCGCCACUACUGGCACAACCUCACGAUUCUGCACGACCACGACAAGGUGAUUGCCAUCCUGGACGACCACGUCAAGGUGAUGGAGCUGCUUGGGCCGAUCCACUACCUGCUGUUCGACCCGGAGAUCUACUUCGGCGGUGGACCGAACCUGAGCAAGCGGAAGGGACUGGCGUCGAGCAACAACUUUGUCGGCUCGCUGAAGAACGUCUUCUACAACGACGUGUCGGUGCUGUUCGAGCUGAAGAAGGGCAACCCGAAGGUGCACUACAUCGGCGUGCUGCAGGAGGAGUUCUACGAGGCGAACGUUGAAGUCGUCCCGAUCACCUUCUCCUACGCCAAGUCGCACAUCUGGUGGCCGAUGAGCAACAACGACACGCUUUCGCUCGUGUUUGACUUUAAGAGCAGCAAGGCGACGGCCGUCCUGGCAUACAGCGAGGUUCAAACGAGCGAAGGCCGAGGUUUCUGGGAGAUCCGUCUUGCCACCGAUCGGCUGAGCUUUGAUCUCUGCCCGGACAUGAAGAGCAACAUCACCCAUACCACGUACAUUCGCAUCGACAACCCCACGUCCUGGCACGCCAUCGAACUAUCGUACGAACGGAACGAGGUGAAGUUUGUCGUCGACUACCGGUACACGGUGACGCAGAUGUACGGGCUGACGUUUCAAACCGGCGACAAGCUCAUCAUCGGCAGCAGCCUGAAGGCGGCCGCCUCCGGUCUGGUCGGCUGCCUGCGCGAUCUGAAGAUCAACGAGGUGGAGAUAGAGCCGCGGUAUCUGGUGAAAAGCGAGCGGGUGGUCGGUGACGUGUCACUGGAUAACUGCAAGUACGUGGACCCGUGCAAGAAGCCAAACACCUGCGAGCACGGAGGCAAGUGUGCGGUCAAGGACGACGGGAUCAUCUGCGAUUGCAAGGACACGGGAUACAUUGGCAAGAACUGCCACUUCACGAACUUCCGCAAGACGUGCGAGGAACUGGCGCUGUUGGGAUUCUCCAAAUCGGACGUGUACUCGAUCGACAUCGACGGCAAUGGGGUGUUUCCGCCGGCGCGGGUCAAGUGUGACUUCCAGAGCUUGACCAACGCCACCAAGACGAUCGUCGAGCACAACUUGCCGUCGCAGGUGGACGUGCGGUCGGCGACGGAUGAGGACUUUAGCUUCAACAUCCAGUACCGGGAGUUCAACGCGGAGAUGCUACAGGAGUUGAUAUCGCACUCGCUCUACUGCACGCAGUACAUCAAGUACGAUUGCAUCAAAGCCCCACUGGAGCUACAUUCGUCCACAUGGUUUAAGUCUUCGAUGAACAACAACACCGUCGACUCGCUUGGGGAAGUGAAAAGAGGAUCGUGUACCUGCGCGGUCGGGACGAACUGCGAAGAUGUCAACCAGUCGUGUAAUUGCGAUGCGAAUCUCAACCGUUGGCUCUCCGAUGAGGGAUACUUCAAGGAGCCACCGAAUCUGGGCAUCACCCAGAUGUACUUCCUGCAGCAGAAAGGCCUAGACGAGGAGUCCCAAGGGCGCAUCACCCUAGGACCUUUGGAAUGUGUUGAAACAAAUACUCAAAAGUACGUCGUCACAUUCACCACGUCCCAGUCGUACAUUGAGGUGCCCGGUUGGCGCAAGGGUGAUAUCGCUUUCUCCUUCCGUACGACCGGCGAGAAGGCAAUUCUCCUCUUCCAGCCGCCGAUCCGCUCCAACUAUCCCUCCUUCAUGGUCGCCCUGACCGGUGACUAUCAGCUCACGUUCAACUUCACCCUCAACACCGGCACGCCCAAAACGUUGGUCAUCGAUACGAACCGCAAGCUGAACGGUGGUGAAUGGCACAAGAUUUGGAUCGAUUACAACGAACACCACGUCCGGUUCAUGAUCAACACGGACACGCGCAUGGUUGACCUGCAGCCGGAGGAAGAGUUUGGUCCCUUCGAGGGCAGCAUGUUCAUCGGUGGUGCUCCAACGGAAAUCUCUAAGAAGUACACGGUCAAGCAAGGACUAAUCGGUUGCUUCCGGGGGCUCGUGGUGAACGGGGAGAUUCUGGACAUCUACAGCUUUAUGUCGGUUCAUCUGUCGGAAAUUAUUAAGGAUUGCAAACCAUCGUGCGUACCGAACCCGUGCAAGAACGGAGCCUACUGUCGGGAGCUUUGGAGUACGUUCGAAUGUGUCUGCCAGAACCGUUGGGCACAUCUUGGCCAGCACUGUGACACGAACAUCAAUGAGGACGCCCUUACCUUCAUCAGCCGGGAGUCGUACCUUAAGCGCAAUUUUCUCUCCGAAUCGGAAGACAUACGCGAGGAGCGGGAUAACCUCCAAAGCAUACUGAAUUCCUCGCUGCUCGUGAACCUUCGCACGUACGACCGGGACGCGUUCGUUCUGUACGCCAACGACCAUCACAACAACUUCGUCCACCUGUACCUCACGAAUCACAGCGAGGUCGUCUACCUGUACAACCACGGCAGCGACAUCAUCAAUUUGACCAUCGAACACAGCGAGCUGACCAACGGCCGCAGCAUCCAGAUCGCGGUGAUACGAACCGAAACCAACACCACGCUGUACGUCAACGAGAACAAUGUCACCGUCGACCGGGGCUUCCUGCUGCUCGACGAGUACUCCAACAAACCGUGGACCAAUCCAGAACUCGAGGUCCUUUCGCCGCAUCGCCCUCCAGCACCGCCUACGAAAUACUUCCAGUUUAACAUUGGCGGCUACGAUCCGGCCAAUUUGCUGCGACCGAAUCAGGACACGGCCGAGCUGGAGGGGUACAUCGGUUGCGUCCGGGGGUUGAAGAUUGGGGACAAUUUAAUAUCGCUCCGGGAAAUGGUGACACAGAACAACGCACACGUGACCGAGGGUGUCCUGAACGGUUGCCAGAUGAAGUGCGAUGCCGGGCCGUGUAAAAACGGUGGCAUCUGCACGGAAAACUUUGCCAAACAGGAGAGCACCUGCAACUGCGAACACACCAGCUUCCUGGGCGAGUUCUGCUCGGAGGAGAAGGGUGCCAGCUUCAGCGGGGAGGCGACGUUGCUCCGUAAGCUCGCCCUGGCCGAGAGUGUCACCUCGGUGCGGCUUCAGUUGGCCUUCUCCAGCAACGAUUUGCGCCGGGUGAAUCGGGUCAUGCUGCUGCUGCAAUCGCGCAACGACCGCAGCUACUACCUAAUGGUGGCCAUCACUCCCGAGAACUUCCUCUACAUCGAGGAGGACCGCGAGGGCGUGACGUACGGGGCGCGGGUCGACCGGAACUUCAUGGACGACGCACGCCACUCGAUCUACUACACGCGCCGCGGUAACGACACGUCGCUGCUGGUCGACCGAGUGGACAUUCCCAUCGGGAACGUGACGAGCAAAGCGCUGGUGCCCGUGUCCGACCCCGGUUCCAAUCACGUCCAGAUUGGUGGCGUUAAUACCACCGAUCCGCGCUUCGCCGUCUACAAGAGCUACGAUGGCUGCCUUUCGAACAUUUUCAUCGAAGUCAACAACGAAACGAUGAAGCCGCUCGAGGAGUACAUGCUGUUCACGAAGAGCGAGGCGGAAACCAUCACCGUCAUCAACUCGCAGGGCGUACGGUCGGCCCAGUGCAAGCAGUUCGACGUCAUCCAGAAGCUGCCAUCGUUCAACGAGUCGGCGCUCAAUAUGACUUCGGUAAUCGACAAGAACUGGGUCGUGGACGCACCGAUCCGCGUCCCGUACAAGGCGGUCUACUUCGAUCCGUCGACGAAGGAGGAAAAAACGCAGGUCGUGUUCAUCACCAUGACCGCCAUCUUUGUCAUUAUCGUCGUGUGCUGCCUGAUCGAGGUGUACCGCACCGACCGGGCGUACCGGAAGCGCAUCGAGCGCCAAACGGACGAGGACAUCAUCUGGUCGAAGGAGCAGGCGGCCAAGAUGCAGAGCGAAUCGUCCACGACCAACGUCAAAGGGUUCGGGUACAAAUCGGUUCCUGGCGAGGAGAAGAAGGACAAUGGCAAACCGUUGGUUGGAAUUCUGAAGAAUGGUAAUGCGACAGCGCCAGCAGAGAAGGUAGAGCCAACAGCGGUGGAAACGGUUACCGGUGGAAUUCGUGACAGCCAACUAAUUGACCACGAGCUUCAGUGGGAAUCUCUAGCGGAGGAGGAAAGCGAAACGCUCCUUAAUAAGGAUCCUUCCAAGAGCGACCCGCAAAUGAAUGGCAUUGCCCCGGAAGGACAGCGGAACCGUAUUGCAAACGGAAAUCACGUACCCGAUGGCCAUGGUCAGACCAACGGUGAGGCGAAGGGCAAUGACGGCCACGACAAUGGCGUCGAGGACGACGACGACGACGACGAUAGCGAGCUGACCGACAAUCCGCCGGUGAUGAGCAAGGUUCCAACCGUCCGCAAGAGUACCAACCACUCGCCCGGGCCCCGGAGACCCCCGAAGUUGGUGUUUACCGAACCGGUCGACAACAGGCAACAGCAGGCCGGAGGCACUCCUCCACCGACACCACUCCCGGUGGCCAUCCAGACAUCGACGCCCCUCACCAACGGUCUACGCUCCCGGAGUCCUCGGCAAGUCUCAUGGGGUCCACCGCCACCGCCGGCCCUCGUUAGUGCCAAUCCGUUGCCGUUCAAAAUCGAUGAAACUCCCGAAUCGCCGGCGUAAUCCGCGCUCGGUUGAUCGCUCUCCUUCUGAGCCCAGUGUGGCCAGUUCACUAUCUGUGUGUUUGCUUGCGUUUUUGGUGGCCAUUUCUUUUAAAGUAGUUUUUUUACGAUGGACUGUUUAUGAUCGACUAAAGUACUGUGUUUGGUGUGUUGUGUUUGUGGACGAGAGUGUAACAUGGAUGGCAAACGAUGUCCCUCGCAGACUUUCCUCGAUGGUGAUAUCCUUUAUUAGAACACACUACAACGUUUACUUGUCCUCCGAUUGUCCUCAAAAACCCCUAGUGUAAAGACUCAUUUCCUUGGACAAAGCAGGGAUUCCGUUUGCCACGUGAUUGUAUGUGUGUUUGUGUAUUAUUGUAUGUGCGUAUGUAAUAAUUUGUGAAAUAUGUAAGCAAAUGUCGUCCAGGCGUCGCUUCUUGGGACCUUGGGUUUCGAGUGGCUUGAAAGGAAUAAAGCAA